Molecule: messenger RNA, 195 nt
Organism: Loa loa (African eye worm)
Lineage: Eukaryota; Metazoa; Nematoda; Chromadorea; Rhabditida; Onchocercidae
Exons: 1
Source: RefSeq, a predicted model, not a curated record
UUCAUCAAAGCAUUGGCAUUUUUCAUUCAGUUAUGCGCAUCAAUCAGCGGACUAUCCCAUGCGUUCAUUUUUGGUAUGGCUCAUACUUUCAUUCGACGUCGAAUCUUUGUGAUGCUCAAACUAGACAAGUAUUUCCCACAACAACCACCAAGAGUGUCUGUUUAUCCAUUGACUAAUCUAACUCAGCUCACAUAA